CAUACAUAUUUUUAUAUUAAAGGUAAAGAAGCGAAAUCCCAUUGGAAAAAACUAAGAGACAGCCAUAGAGAAGCUCUGCGUCGACGUAAAACUUCCACGGGCCAGGCAGCACAAAACUUGAAGCCAUGGAAGUACGAGGCUUUAAUGGAAUUUUUACUGACACAAAAAGAAAAUAACGAAACUUCUUCAAAUUACUCAAGUCAGUUACAAGAGACAAGUCAAGAUACUCAAAACAGUUCGGAUACAAAUACGAAUAACGAUUCUAUUGAAUCGCCUGCCCCGCCUCCUGAUCCUCCACUCGCAACAUCGUCUACAAUUCAAUCUGAAAAGAAGAACAGCAUGCAAACGGAAAUAACAGAGAUUCUUCGGAUCCGCGAGAAAAAUCGAGAGCAAAGACGAAUAGAAAGAAAUGAAGAAAGAAUGAGACAAAUUGAUUCAAAUCGACCACGAGAUGCAUUAACUGAUUUAUUCGCUAGUCUUUGUCAAAAGACACGCGAUCUUCCAAAGUAUUUACAAUUGAGAGUACAACGAGAAAUUUUUGAAACAAUUACUCGUGCUGAAGAAGAAGCAUUGUCCUAUGACUCAGUAAAUAAUUACUACUGCUCCACGCCAUCUACCUCGUCUUCUUAUGGAUACACAAGUGCCACAAAUUAUCAAACCACCAAUUUACCUGAUGCUAGCCCCUUGCCCGAUGUCAGCACCUUACGUGAUGUCAGCACACUGGCUGAUACCAGAACACUGCCUGAUGCCAGCACUCUGCCUGAUGCCAGCACCGUACCUGAUGCCAGCACCGUGCCUGAUGCCAGCAUCUUGCAUGAUGUCAGCCACUUGACCGAUAAUAACAGCCAGCACCUUGCCUGAUGCCAGCCACUUAACAACUGUUUGAAUUCACUUUUUAAAAUAUGAUACGACUUACCUCA
Molecule: messenger RNA, 920 nt
Organism: Plodia interpunctella (Indianmeal moth)
Lineage: Eukaryota; Metazoa; Arthropoda; Insecta; Lepidoptera; Pyralidae
Exons: 1
Source: RefSeq, a predicted model, not a curated record